AUGACUUCCAGCGACUUCACAGAGCUGCUGCACGCGGCACCUUCGUCGCCACGUACAGGCAAGGACGGAAUCGGCCUGCGGGAGAAGUGGCCCUCGCGCCCCGAACUGGGCUGGCUCGGCAUGACGCCCAACUCAUUUGCGACCGACGAGUUCUUGCACGGGCUCUAUCCGUCAUCGGCGAGGGCCGGGAGAAGCAACGGCGCCAGGGACACGAAGUAG
Messenger RNA from Phialemonium atrogriseum, 219 nucleotides. RefSeq lists its product as uncharacterized. The coding region runs from base 1 to 219 and encodes 72 amino acids. The record is from RefSeq and is a predicted model, not a curated record. NCBI's taxonomy places the organism in Eukaryota, Fungi, Ascomycota, Sordariomycetes, Cephalothecales, Cephalothecaceae. The transcript has 3 exons.